AUGGCCGCCACCUCGCUUGCCGAUAGCACAGCCGCCUUCGAGAAGCAGGCGAGCAACCUUGGUUUGGAAGAUGAAUGGAUUCAGGGGCUCAAACGCUUGGGCAUCAAGAAUUUAGGAGGCCUUGCCUUUGCGUGCGGCCAACCAGGAAGCCCAGUGCCUGAAGCUGAUGUCAGGGCCUUGCUGGACCAGGCGGUCAGUGGCAAAGCCAUCACGGUAGGCGGCGUUGUGGUGAUGAAGAGGUUGAUUUUUGAAGCCCAGACGUCGAUGGUGGCGUUGUCCAGGGCGCAUGCAGACCCUGCAGCUGAUCCGAGCGGUCGCAAGAUGCCGACAGCAGAGCGGGCGACAAGAUUGGCUGCCCAGAAGUUGCGGCUGACAGGCUUGGACCUCCAAGGCACUCUCGAAGUUGCUCACUCGGUUUAUGACGUGAUCAACGGGAUGGUGGAGGCCGACACUUUGAAAUACCUGUCUCCGGCCAAAUGCAUUACCAGGAUGCAGGAGAUCACUUCUGCAAAGCCCCCCAAAGAAUUGAAGCUAGACUCAAGUGGAAGCGGCAUCCUGGUCAAAGACGCGCAGAGUGAGCAGACCUGCUCUGUGAGCGGUGAGCUGGACAUCAUGGAGGCGAUGACCAGGAGAUCCCUGGCAUUUGAUGCAGUGGGGGUUGCGGACUUCGAGACCUUCCAGAAGUGGAUCCAGUGCCUCUUUCAGAUGAUGAGGCAACCAGCCCCACCAGGGUUCCGGGCGCCGUCAGUGACUCAGUUGCUCCGUGCGGACCGGCAGGCUUUUGUGAAAAUGCAAGAGCUCACUCGUGAUGGGAUCAAGCCCAAGGGAGACGGGACACGCCCCCUCGACAAAAUCUUGGAGGACAUGCACAAGGACCACUCCGUAGUGUACUACAUGUUGCCUACGGUGGAAUCUCAGAAAGCCGCUCCGAAAGCUAAGCCGGACAAGCCCGAGAAGCAAAACUGGGGCGCUCCUUGGAAAGGCAACGAGUCGAGCUCAUGGCGCAGCCCAAAACAAGGGCAAUGGAAGCAAAAGAAGGGGGCCACAGGCCAGAAUGGUGGCAAGCUCCCGAUGCAGCUGAAGGGUUGCGCAAGCACCACACCAGACGGAAGUCGCAUUUGUUUUGGGUUCCACAUAGACGGCUGCAGCAAGGCUGACGGGACGGCCCCGUCGCAAUCUGGAAUUCAAUGCAAGCCCAGUGGCGCUGUCGAAGAACAACCGCCGCGCGUUGGUGGCAACGACCUCAAAGCAUCCUUUGACGAGAACGAGGUAGUCGCCGCCGCAACAGAAAUACAGCAGCAAACCUCAAGAGGACUUUUGGCCACCGCUGGAGAAGCAACAGAAACGGCCUCCCCGUUCGCAGUGGAGUUUUGUUCUGGGACGGGCGGCUUGACAGCUCAGCUCAAGAAGGCUGGACUGGCAGGAUCAUUUGGCGUCGACCACAUAGUGAAGGCUGGCAACAAGGCACCCAUUGUAAAGGUAGAUAUCGCGACCCCAGAUGGAGAAGAACUUGCCAGAUCCUACAUCAAUAGCCCCCUGUGCGCCUAUGCACAUUUCGGGCUCCCAUGUGGGACUUCGAGCCGAGCCAGAGAAAUUGCACUGCCCAACAUGCCAAGGGCACCAGCGCCACUUAGAAAUGCAGAGCACCCAGACGGUAUACCCGACCUUCCAGCAAAAGAUGCAGAACGGGUAGCUGCAGCAAACAGAGUCUACGCAGCAGGUUGCCGCCUCAUCGUGCUCUGCAUCUUGCGUGGAGGCUUUGCCACAGCAACCGAGGUGGAGUACCCCCUGGAGCUGUGCAAACAAUGGGCCGCAAUCAUUGCGCGUGUUGUUGAGCGCACCUACAAGGGAGCCUUGGAACCGCUGCCAAGCCACCCGGACAAGAAAGCCAGAGCACACAGCAUGAAGCAGACCAGGAAGUCCCUUGCCUUCAUGCCCGAAUGGAGCCAUGUGGAGACUCAAAACGUGCCAACUAUGCCGCCAUUUACGGUGGGCACCAAGCUUCCAGAAGCUUUCCAGCAAAACUCCAUUUGCAUUCCACAACACGCGCGCAUUUUGCGCAUCACAGCGGCCCCUCACCAUGAGCAAGAUGGGGGGGAGAACGCUCAUAGUGGAGUUCAGGUGGCUUUUGGCGUCCCCUGGAGUGAAGAGGGCUUCAUAGAGGAGGCGUUAAAGAGAGGCCACCCCGCCAAUUUGGUGGAUGGCAUUCCCAAAAGCCUGAGGUCAUCCAUUAGGAACAAUGCCACUGCCGACUUCGAAGCCUUAGUCUUGAGGAUUGUCCAGGACAUGAGAGAUGGCUUCAGCUUGGUGGGGACCGCAGAGGGUGGAGGCAUUUUGCCCGCUGAGUUUCAGCCUGCCACUUUGACCAUCAAUGACCUGAGCAUGCACUCAGGGCGCAGCAAUCGGGCAGUUUUCCACUCCACCAAGUCAAGCGGCAAUGAAGUAGUUGACGCUGAGUUGUGGCGCAAGACCCAAGCUGAAGUUGAGAAGGGUUGGCUUGCCGAGCUCCCUGGCCUGCCCAAAGAUGAUGGCCGAGUGUCUAGGCGCUUCGCUGUGGUUCAAGCAGAGGACAAGGUGAGGCCCAUAGACAACUACACUGAGUCACAGAUCAACGACGCGGUCAACAUCACUGGACGCUGCACUGUUGAUGGAGUGGAUACCAUCAGCGCUAUGGGAGCUGAGUUGAUGAGAGCCCUAGGGAUGGGGCGCCUUCCCAAGAAGCUGAAAGGGAGGAGCUUCGACCUCAAGAGCGCUUAUCGUCAACUUGCAGUAAAAGAUGAUUCUUUGAAAUGGGCGCGCCUCGCAGUAUUUUGCCCUGAAGAUCGCAGCACACGCUGUUUCCAACAGUUUUCGUUGCCUUUUGGUGCAAAGGCUAGUGUGGUGGCCUUCCUUCGUUGUGCUAGAAUGAUCCAGUGGCUGGCCCACCAUUUGGACAUCCCGGUCACCUGCUACUUUGAUGACUAUGUGUGCAUGGCCCCCGAAGCAGUGGCCUCCAAUACGGAGAAGGCCUUCGAACUUUUGUUGGACCUCCUUGGUUGGGAAUUUGAUCGCAGCGGCGAAAAAGCUGACAGCAUGAGCGAGCAGGUCUCCGCGCUCGGGGUCGUGUUCGAUCUGAGUCAGAGCGCCGAUGGGGUCAUCCUUGUGGCCAACACUGAAAAGAGGAAGGUGGACAUAGCGGGGCAGAUAGCGGAGAUCCUCCAAGCCGGACGGAUGACCUCUUCAAAAGCGGCAUCUCUCAAAGGGAGACUUGGUUUCGCAGAAGGUCAAUUGUUUGGUAGAGCGAUCAGAAGGUUGAUCAACGAGCUUGGGCACCACGCCAUGCAUACCCCAACCAGGGGCACCUUGGGAGAUGGUACCAGAAGAGCCUUGGAGAUGGUGGCCGACAGGGUAGUCAAAGCUGGACCGCGCAGAGUCGAAGAGCAAGCGAUUGGAGAAUUAGAAGCUCUAGCCGUGCUGGUGGCUUAUCGCCUGUGGGGACUUCACCUCAAGUCAAAGCACCUGGUAUGUUUCUUGGAUAACGAAGGGUCUAGGUUUUUGAUUUUGAAAGGAUACUCCUCCAACAAAGUGUUGGAAAGCAUAGUGCAUGAGAUUGCGCUGUGUGAAGAAGAGCUUAGUUCGUUGGCGUGGUACGCAAGAGUGCCCACGGAAGCCAACGUGGCAGACCACCCUUCACGGUUACGAGAACAUGCCAUGUUGCAGCCACAGUUAGAAUCCAAGGUGAAAAAUCUAGCUGGCAUUUUGGAACGUGCCAGAUCCAGAGGGUGGGAAGCGCUUUUGCGUUCUCUGGCUGCUCUGGCCCACCCACCACCCAUGGAUCCAGCAGAUCACCAACUCGUAGCCCAACUUCAGACCCUGCAACGAGUUGUGGCAUUCCAGCAACUUGUUCGAGCAGCACUUAUCCAUACCGACGACGUCGGCGACUCCCUGGAGACCCACAGCUUCACCAAUCGCAAUUGGGAGAAUCGAGUUGAACAAGCCCGACUGACCUUUAGG
This is a messenger RNA of Cladocopium goreaui, 3993 nucleotides long. The record is from the annotation of a GenBank genome assembly. NCBI's taxonomy places the organism in Eukaryota, Dinophyceae, Suessiales, Symbiodiniaceae.